CAGCCAAGCAGCAACAACAGUAAAAUAAACACAAUAACAAAAUGUUUGUGAAACAUCAGUGCUUUAUAAUAUUGUCACUUUUGGUGCAUUUAAAUUCUGGUCAAGGAUUAUAUUCCAUAAUAGCACCGAAUACUCUAAGACCCAAUUCACAGUAUCAUGUAGCCGUAAGUAUACACAAAUCCCCCGAACCGGUACGGGUUAAAUUGGGCAUUAUUGGUAGUUCGUAUAGUGAUUUCAAAACCGCUGAGGUACGGCCAUUCUCCACCGAGACGGUUCAUUUUGAUAUACCCGAUUUAAAAAGUGAUCGCUAUAAUCUAACCGCAGAAGGUCUUUCCGGCAUCCGCUUCACCAAUGAAACACAACUCCACUUCGAUGCCCAUCAAUUUACGGUUAUGGUGCAGACAGACAAAGCCAUCUAUAAACCCGAAGAUACAGUCCAUUAUCGGGUAAUUUUAAUGGAUUCGAAUUUAAAACCGGCCAACUCAUAUGGUCGGGUUCAUAUUACCCUGCGUGAUAGUGGAGAUAAUGUGAUACGCAAUUAUCGUGAUGUUAAGCUGACCAGUGGUGUAUUUUCAAAUGAUUUGAGGCUAUCGGAUUAUCCCAAGUUUGGUGAAUGGUCUGUGGAGGUGGAAAUAAUGCAGGAGAUAUACAAACGUACCUUUGAGGUGGUGGAAUAUAUUUUACCGAAAUUUGUUGUCGAUAUAGAUACUGAUAAGCAUGUCAUCUAUAAGGAUGGCAAAAUAAGGGCCACCGUCAGGGCAUACUACGAUUUUGGUAAACCAAUUGUGGGUGAGGCCACCCUCUCCAUAUACCCCACCUUCUUUGGUUCACUGCAGCCAUUUGUCAAUGAUUUGAUUACCCGCAAGGUAGUACCGAUCGAUGGCAGUGCCUAUUUUGAAUUUGAUAUCCGUGAUGAGCUGAAACUGAAGGAAGAUUAUGAGCGGGAGUAUUUGUUAGAUGCCCUGGUCGAAGAGGCCUCCACAAGUUCGGUACAGAAUUUUUCUACCGUAAUAACUGUCCACUUGGACCCCUAUCGUGUUGAGGCCACCCGCUUACCCAGUAACUAUAUACCGGGAGUGCCAUUUGAAGUAUCGGCCAAAGUAUUACGCAAUGAUGGUGCUAUGUUGAAGGACUUUAAGACUGAUCUAACCGCAUAUCUAACAAAUGUCUACGGCAGCAGUGAAAUGUAUAAUAAGACCACCUAUACCUUGGAUGGCAGGGGUGAGCUGAAAAUGAAAUUUACCGUGCCAUUGGGCGAUAAAGAUGUAUAUCAUUCGGUUAUAGUGGACUAUCAAGGCAUCAUAACGGAUAUUGGUAAAAUACCGCGCAAACAUUUACACAGUAAAAAUUAUAUUACCGCCAAGGUUCUGAAUGAAAAGCCCAUGAUAAAUCAAGAGGUAUCUAUAACGGUGCGCUGCAGUGAACCCAUGAAAUAUUUCAUAUAUCAGAUAGUGGGUCGCGGUGAUAUUCUAUUGUCGCGGGCUGUGGAUGUCAAUGACAAUAACUUCCACACCUUUAAAUUCCUGGCCACCUUUGCCAUGAUGCCGCGGGCCAAGCUGCUGGUAUAUCUGGUAAUAAAUGGUGAAUUUGUCUAUGAUGAACAGGUCAUCGAAUUCGAGGAGAAUCUUUUGAAUAAUGUACAAAUUGAGGCACCGCUGAGGGUGCCACCUGGCCAGGAUAUUGACAUCACAAUAACAUCGAAACCCUACAAUUAUAUUGGUCUAAUGGUGGUAGAUCAAAAUGCCAUCAAUAUUCGGAAAGGUAACGAUCUCUCUACGUCCAGUCUGAUGCGAGCCCUCAAUCAAUAUGACCUGAAUGAUAUCAACACCCCCAUCGGUUCGCCCGGCAAGGAAUCUGGUGUCAUCACAAUGUCCAAUACCGAUUUUAUUAUAGAAAAGGAACCUGAGACCACACCGGCCCUGCAACGUGGUGGCAGUUAUCAUGAAGAUGAUCAUAAAUUAACGACCAUACGAAAGACGGAUAUUGGUCCCGCUCACGCCAUAGAGGUGAAUACUUUGGCUCCUGGCAAAGGACGUUAUGCCUUCUCCUAUACCCCGAAACCAUUUUGGCAUAACCCGAGGAUACAUGUAAUGCAUCCUCCGGCAGAUACAUGGCUCUUCUUGAAUGUUACCGCCAGCAGUGAGGGUCGUACGACAAUACAUCGACGUCUACCACCCUCUAUGACUUCGUGGGUGGUUUCGGCAUUUGCUUUGGAUCCCGUACAGGGUAUUGGUCUCACCAACCCUGUGAAGAAAAUGCAAACCUAUAAGGAAUUUUAUAUUACCACAGAGUUGCCAUAUUCCGUGAGAUUGGGUGAAACUUUGGCCCUGCCAUUUGUGGUCUUCAAUAACAAAGAUUCCGAUUUGGAUGUUGAUGUUACGUUGUAUAAUACCAAUCAGGAAUUCGAUUUUCCUCAGGUGGAUAAUAAAUCACAACCCAAACCAAAAGUGGAAUUGUAUAGCCGUCGAACUGUGAGGGUCUUGGCCAAAACUUCCAAAUCCGUAUCCUUUAUUGUCACCCCAAAGCGAGUGGGUCCCAUUGUCGUCAAGGCUGUGGCCACAAAUCAAUUGGCCGGAGACACAGUGGAAUCUACCCUCCUCGUCGAACAUCCCGGCGCCAUGGAAAUUGUCAAUAAAGGUUUUCUCUUCGAAAUGGGUUCGAGUACCCAACGUAUGGCCAAUGUUAGCAUAAAAAUACCCCGUAAUGCCAUACCGAAUUCGGCUAAAAUUGAAAUAUCCGGUGUGGGAGAUGUGGUCGGCAGUGUCCUGGGUAAUUUGGAAAAUUUAAUACGCGUGCCCUCUGGCUGUGGCGAACAGACUAUGAUACAAUUUAUGCCCAACUUAAUGGUGCUGAAAUAUUUGCAGCGCACCCGCCAAUUGAACUCGCCACUGGAAAUGCGUAUUAAAAACAAUUUGGAGCUGGGCUAUCAACGGCUGCUGUAUUAUCGUCACAAAAAUGGUGGCUUCAGUGCAUUUGGCCUAUCGGAAGAGAAAACCUCAACCUGGUUGACAGCCUAUGUCGCCAAGGCUUUCCGUUUAGCUUCGGAAUUUGUACAAAUCGAUGAACAGGUUAUACGACGAGCAUUGGAAUAUGUCGUAUCACGUCAGACGGCAGAUGGAGGCUUUUCGGAAGGUGGUGAUGUAUUCGAACAAUUCGAUGAUGAUGGCCUUAGUCUAAGUGCCUUUGUUACGCUUGCCUUAAUGGAAAAUGUGAACACCUAUCCGGAAUACAACAAUAAUGUGAAUAAGGCUUUGAAUUAUAUUACCCGAGCUUUGGAUGGUUCCAAUAAUCUACAUGCCAUGGCAAUUGGUACUUACGUCCUGUCAAAGGCCAAUCACAAUGCCAAGGUUGCAUUCGUGCAAAGGUUGGACUCAAUGGCCGUCAAUGAAGAUGGUCUUAAAUGGUGGAACAAAACCGCUCCACCCACCGAGGCCAUGUCACCCUGGUAUAAUCGUACACGCAGUGUUAAUGUGGAAAUUUCCUCCUAUGCCAUCCUCUCGCUAUUGGAAAAUGCUUUAAUUGGUGAUGCUCUGCCAGCCCUGAAAUGGUUGAUGAAUCAACGUAACGAUUUGGGUGGCUUUGUUAGCUCCCAAGAUUCGGUAAUAGGUUUACAGGCCCUGGUGGCAUUUGCCGAGCGUUUUUCCAGCCAAGCGAAUAAUUUACAAUUGGCAUUCCGUUACGGGGCCAAUGCAGAGACUGUGAUAAAUGUUAAUGCCGAAAAUUCAAUGGUUCUACAAACAAUUGAGUUACCAAAUAAUUUGAAAAAUCUCACAGUAUCGGCGACUGGAAAUGGAUUGGCAUUGGCGCAGGUUACCUAUCGCUAUAACACCAAUGUUACCAGUGCCUGGCCACGUUUUGUUUUGGAUCCCACUGUGAAUAGAAAUUCGCAUUCGGAUUAUUUACAUUUGUCGGCAUGUGCCAGUUUUAUACCCGCCGAAGGAGAUGCCAAUCGUUCCAAUAUGGCUGUCAUGGAAAUUUACUUGCCAAGUGGUUUUGUUGUGGACACGGAUACCCUGCCCACAUUGGAGUCGAGUGAAAGAAUAAAGAAAGUCGAAACCCAAAAACGUAAUACUGUCGUGAUAAUCUAUUUCGAUUAUUUGGAUCGCCGUGAAGUUUGCCCCACCCUGCAUGCCUACAAAGUUGUCAAGGUGACCAAUCACAAACCAGUACCUGUUAUUAUGUACGAUUAUUAUGAUAAUGUACGUCGCGCCCGUCAGUUCUAUCGCGCACCCAAGUCCCAAAUGUGUGACAUCUGUGAACAUGCCAAUUGUGGUUCGCUGUGUGAAAAGGCCGAGAAACGUGAAUCCAGAGGCCAGGAUGGCAAUGAUUUACUGGAGGCUGGUUUUAAGAAUAAAGCCGGUGGUCCUGCUAGGGCCACAAUAUAUGGAACAAUAUUAGCAAUGCUUUUGGUUUCGAUGAUUAUCGGAAAAUUAAUAAAUUAA
Molecule: messenger RNA, 4442 nt
Organism: Musca vetustissima
Lineage: Eukaryota; Metazoa; Arthropoda; Insecta; Diptera; Muscidae
Gene: Tep3
Product: thioester-containing protein 1 allele R1
Exons: 18
Coding region: 42-4442 (1466 amino acids)
Cellular component (GO): extracellular region
Molecular function (GO): endopeptidase inhibitor activity
Source: RefSeq, a predicted model, not a curated record